Messenger RNA from Spodoptera litura, 1307 nucleotides. The record is from RefSeq and is a predicted model, not a curated record. NCBI's taxonomy places the organism in Eukaryota, Metazoa, Arthropoda, Insecta, Lepidoptera, Noctuidae.
UAAACAUAGCCGGCCUCAAUGAAAGCAAUCGCAGUGGGCGGAGACCGAUCAUGUUACUCACUGAACCGAACAACUGUCAACAUUGUCCAGCAGUACUGCACAAACCAUGGCCCUGUUUACAUAUAUACUCCUGACCGCCCUACACGCGACCCUCGCACAGGACUGCGUCAUCAACAACAUACCCGAGCGCAUGGCAUUCGAGAAACAACUCCGGAAAGACCUAAAAUGCAACUACAAAAUAUUCGAACAUCCUCCACAAAACAGCUCCAGUUUUCCAGUCAAAGUCAAAUUCGUGAUGAAAAAAUUCAACUUCAACAGUGAAGAAGACACAUUCUCAGUUCAAACGAGGAUGUCUGUGUCUUGGAACGACCCUCGCCUACAAUGGAACCCAGAGAAAUACUACGGGAUUGAUGUAACAGAAAUGUCAAUAAUGAACAUUUGGGCUCCAACCAUAACUCUGGUGAAUUCAGUAAGUCCUGAUGACUUCAACGACAGGUACUACUUCGCUCGCUGCAACAUCUAUAGUGAUGGGGACGUGACCUGCAUGCGCAGGGUGACGCACGAUGCGGCCUGUAACGUCAACCUCACACAUUGGCCUUAUGACCAGCAAGAGUGUAGCCUCAUCUUCGAGGCCGCGGAUUCAAGAUCGCUGAACAUACAAAUUAACUCGUCUUCACGUGUAUUUAGCAUGUGGGGUGCAGAAUAUGGAGCCGAGUGGACCAUGACAGAUUAUAAACAGGAGAGUAACUACACAUCUAACAAACGGUUGAAGUUGACGUUUGUUGUGGAGCGGGAAGCGAUGGGUUUGGCGGCGAUCGUGUUGUAUCCAGCUAUGAUUUUGACAUUUUUGAAUGUGACGAUUCUUUUUAUGGAUGUGCGGCGUCCUGCUCGACUGGGUCUGGCUAGCUUCUGUCUUCUAUGUCAUCAUUACUUCUUGUGUGAAUUAGCAGAGAACAUACCGAAGAAGAAUAUGAAUCCCCCAAAUCUACUUUUAUACUACCGAGGUUCGGUUGUGCUGUCGUUGUUAUUAAUGCUACUCUCGUGUGUGUUAGGUAAAAUAUGUAGCCUUAAGUCUGCUCCACAGAAUUAUAUCAUAUCUUUUAACAAUUCAGUGUUCGAAAGUUUUGGGAAAUAUAUGGUAUUUCCUCAAUGGGAGCUCGAGUGUGACUCCGAUGGUAAACCGUUUAGUCAAGACUGGACAAAGUUUUCAAAUAUUAUUAAUACUGUUUUUAUUAUUGUCGUAAUGGUCACUUAUAUUUGUCUAUAUCUUAUUUUGAUGCCGCAACCUAUUCCUAUUACAUAUUGAU